Molecule: messenger RNA, 1347 nt
Organism: Brenthis ino (lesser marbled fritillary)
Lineage: Eukaryota; Metazoa; Arthropoda; Insecta; Lepidoptera; Nymphalidae
Source: the annotation of a GenBank genome assembly
AUGUUUUCGAGUAGUUCAGAAGUAAAGGAACCUCCUAUAAGGAUAUUUUAUAAUAAUAUAUCAUCUUCAUCGGAAUCUUUCGAAGAAAUACCCUCGAUACCUCCAAGUGAAAACCCUAAGAUGUUGCUGUACCAACAGGGUCUUUACGAUCCGGGCAGUGGAGAAAUUUGCACCAAAUACGUAACGAUGUCUGACAGUACAGUGUUUAGACACGCAUAUUAUAAUUAUCCUGGAAUCAAGGAUCCGGGUAUUAAAGAAGCCUUGCUGGAACCAGAGCCAAGAAAAAUCUACUCAUUGGAUGGUCAAGAGCUGUAUUUAGAUUUAUGUGAAGAAAUGAAAGUGAGUCCAGUAAGAAGUUUUCUCAGAGGGCUGCUCGGCGAGGUCAUUGAUUUGAAAUACUACGGUGUAAAUCCAAAUAACGUGAGAGCUAUGUCCAUGGCUCUCACUUACAAUCGCUACGUGAGACGAUUAGAUCUCACUUCAAACUUCCUGAACGACGACGCAUGUUACCACCUCGGUCAAAUGCUUGGGGAAAAUAUGGCUUUACAAGAAGUUAUAUUAUCCGGAUGCAGGAUUCAAGAAGAGGGUCUCAGGAGAUUAGUGGUGUUCCUCACCGCUCGCUCGUUAGAUUUGCUCGAUUUGUCCCGCAAUGAAAUCGGUGACAACGGUUUUGAACAUCUAGCCGGUCAACUGGUUAAAGGUGCCGUUAUUAAGAGAUUAGGAAAAUUAGCAGCAACAGCGAUCGCUAACACUUUAGAAAAAGCAAAAGGUCUCCACACACUAAAUCUCUCCUAUAACCCACUAACUGCGGAUGGAGCAUUUAUUAUUGUCAACAAGUUACGAAAUAAUUCGAUCAAAUUGAUUAAUCUCCUUAUGGAUAAUGUCGAAGUUAAUAAAGAAUUCGUGAAGGAAUGUAAAGAAGUGCUGCAGUUGAGAUUUCGCAAAAACUGCAAGAUAACUUACGGUGACGUUAAGCACAACUACACGCUCUCAGUGCCGGAUAUUAGGGAGAUAUUGUUGAAAAGAAUCGACUUUCUCACCGCGCGCGCUUCGAAAAAGAAUCAACUUGAUAUCGCGAUAUAUUUUCUACAAAAGAAAAAAAUGUUUGACAACAUUCAGCCUCGUGAAAUUUUGCGAGAUUUGAAAAUAGCGGGCACUCCAGUGGAUGAAGAUCUAGUCCUAGGUCUCACUGAUACAUUUCCCGGACCAAAGUUGGAUAAAGGGGGGAAGACCCUGGAUUUGGCUGGUGUAGUGGAAAUGGUUAACCGAAUGUGGCCGGACCGAAAACCACCGCCCACUCCCGAGCCGGAGCCUAGAGUUAUAUCAAAGAAAGGAGGAAAGAAAAAA